GUCUUUGGGUAGCUAGGCACAUAACACACACACAUACAAAUAUGCAUACACUUAAAGUACGAGGUAUGAGGUAGGAUCGAGAGUGUCCCGUAUUGAUACUACCGGUCUUUAGGUAUGUACAGUUAGUUGUACCGCAGCCAUGAUACAUGUUAUGCUGGACGUGUGUUCUCCACAUCUUCAUCACUUCUCAUCCAGCCUAGUGUACGCUACCAGAGCGGCGUGCGGUUUGCAAAAGUUUCUCUGCAUGAAAGACUCAAGUCCGACAGCCAGGUUUGCUCGCGCAGACUCGCGCGAGCACCCCUGUCCCUGCGAUCCAGUGUUCUGGCUCAUCGGGGCCACCCAGGCCAGCAGACUACACUACUUACUUUCUUCCACCACACACUGUACAAUGGCGAAGUGGUACAUAUCUACCUUCAGAUCUGCCUCCAGAUCUACCUUGUACCAACCAAUGUACAAGUCGGCAUGUGUUGAUAUUGGUUACGAAGUCGAAUACAAUUGCCAGCAUUUUCGUUUCGUCGUCCUCAGAUGGUGCCCUAGAUAUGAGAGGACAUAUAAGCCAUGUCCGCCAAACGUGACUCAUCUGGAAGUACGGAAUAAUGAACUAUGUUGUAUGUGGCUCUCGACUUAUCUAAAGAACAAAACCAAUUCCUUUCUUCUAUCUCAUUACCUUGAUUCGAUCGUUUCGGGACCGGAGAUCUAGGAUUGCCAUGGUUGUGGCUCCUUCUCGCGUUGACCCCGACGAACUCGGUCAAAGUUCUACACCUAACCGAGUAUAUCACGCAUGGA
This is a messenger RNA of Xylaria bambusicola, 786 nucleotides long. RefSeq lists its product as uncharacterized. The transcript has 3 exons. The coding region runs from base 140 to 700 and encodes 186 amino acids. The record is from RefSeq and is a predicted model, not a curated record. NCBI's taxonomy places the organism in Eukaryota, Fungi, Ascomycota, Sordariomycetes, Xylariales, Xylariaceae.